AUGACUGAUCAAGAAACUUCAGAAUCUUUAUUUGAUACAAAAUUCACUUCAGAUUCAACAAUUGAUACUUCAAUCUUACCAUCAACAGAAAUCACAUCAGCUAUAAUAGGUUUCCGUAUUUUAGUUUCUGUUAAAGAAGCUGGUAUAGUUAUUGGUAAAAAUGGUUCCGUCAUCGCUGACAUAAGAGAUCAAACUGGUGUUAAAGCUGGCGUUUCAAGAGUUGUUCAAGGUUGUCCUGAUAGAAUUUUAACUGUUACAGGUCCUUUAGAUUCAACCGCUCAAGCUUUAGGUAUGAUUGCAAAAGCUUUAGCUACAUCACCAUUAGAUGAAACUAUUUUCCAAUAUUUCCCAUUGAAAAGAUUAUUACCACCAGGUGAAGAAGGUUCAACAAGUUUAAGAUUAUUAAUUCCAAAUGCUCAAAUGGGUACAAUUAUUGGUCGUCAAGGUGCAAGAAUUAAAACUUUACAAGAAAAUUAUGAUGUUAGAUUAGUUGCUUCAAAAGAUUUCUUACAAAAUUCAACUGAAAGAUUAGUUGAAUUACAAGGUUUACCUGAAAAAAUUGAAAUUGCUUCUAAAAUUAUUGCACGUUGUUUAAUUGAAGAUUGGCAUAGUGCUGCUGGUACUUCAUUUUAUUUACCAACUCCAAGAAUUCCAAGACGUUCAAAUCAUAAUAAUAAUCAUACAACUUAUAAUAAUCAUCAAAAUAAUGGUUCAAAUCAUUCAUCAAAUUCAGAAAUUUCAAAAACUGUUAAUUUCCCAAGUCAAUUUGUUGGUUGUUUAAUUGGUAAAGCAGGUUCAAGAAUUCAAGAAAUCCGUAAAGUUUCAGGUGCUCAAAUUACAAUUGCAAGUGAAGACGAUGAUAAUAAUGAACGUUCAUUUACUUUAGUUGGUAGUAAUAAAUCAGUUGAUAAAGCUUUAUCAUUUUUACAACAAAAUUUAGAAAAAGAAAAAGAACGUCGUGAAAAAUUAGCUUCAGCUGAUGAAGAAUAA
This is a messenger RNA of Hansenula ciferrii, 990 nucleotides long. RefSeq names its product Hek2p (gene HEK2). Gene Ontology annotation, cellular component: cytoplasm; nucleus. The record is from RefSeq and is a predicted model, not a curated record. Lineage: Eukaryota; Fungi; Ascomycota; Saccharomycetes; Phaffomycetales; Wickerhamomycetaceae. The transcript has a single exon. Gene Ontology annotation, molecular function: mRNA 3'-UTR AU-rich region binding. Bases 1 to 990 code for a protein of 329 amino acids. Gene Ontology annotation, biological process: 3'-UTR-mediated mRNA stabilization.